This is a messenger RNA of Rhizophagus irregularis DAOM 181602=DAOM 197198, 981 nucleotides long. NCBI's taxonomy places the organism in Eukaryota, Fungi, Glomeromycota, Glomeromycetes, Glomerales, Glomeraceae. The record is from RefSeq and is a predicted model, not a curated record.
UUUUUAGACACGUAUUUUUCUUUUAUUUUUUCUCAAUUUUUUUUUGAAAUGUCGUUAAUGCUACUCUUUACUUUGUUUUUUGUUGUUUAUUUACUACUUUUUUGAAAUGAUAUUACUGACACUUUCUUUUCUUUUUCUUUACUUUUUUUAUGAACUAUUAUUUCAUUAUUAUUACUAGUUUUUUUUCCUUUUCUUCCUUUUCUUGAUGCUUUGCUUUAUUUUUGUGGUCUCCUUUCAUGCUAUUUUGUUUUUUCAUGGGGUAUUUGUUUCAUUUUCGUAGUGUAUUUUGGUGUAUUUAACUUAUUUUUGUGGUGUAUUUAUCUCUGUAUUUGCUUAUUUUUGUGGUGUAUUUGUGUUCUAUUUAACUCAUUUUCGUGAUGUAUUUGUUAUGUAUUUAACUUAUUUUUGUGGUGUAUUUAUCUCAUUUUUAUGGUGUAUUUGUGGUAUAUUUAUCUCUGUAUUUACUUAUUUUUGUGGUGUAUUUGUGGCCUAUUUGACUUAUUUUAUGGUGUAUUUGUGUUGUGGUGUAUUUGUGGUGUAUUUGUGGUACUUUUGUGGUGUAUUUGUGGUUACUUUUGUGGUGUAUUUGUGGUACUUUUUGUGGUGUAUUUGUGGUACUUUUGUGGUACUUUUUGUGGUGUAUUUGUGGUAUUUUUGUGGUAUUUUUGUGGUAUAUUGUAUUUGUGGUAUUUUUGUGAUGUAUUUAUCUCUGUAUUUGCUUAUUUGUGGUGUAUUUGUGGUCUAUUUGACUCAUUUUUGUGAUGUAUUUGUGGUACUUAUUUAUCCACUUUUGUAUUAUAUAUAUUUAAAAAUUAAUAAAAUUUUUAUUUUUGAAUUUUUCUAACUAUUAUUGGGAUGGUUAUCACUAGUGCUUCGAUCUGAAUGGGAUUUUAAUGGAUCAAUCCGAGUUGGAUAUUAGUUUGGCCAAAAUUAAUAAAAUUUGUAGAAGAAUAAUUUUUUUAAAUCUGACAAAAAUUAUAG